AAAGCCGGAAGUAAAUACAGAACAAAACGAAAUAAUAUUUAAGCAAUGCAUCGCUCUAAUUCUUUUCAUUCCUCUUUCUAAGGGAUAAUUACAGACACACAUUUAUAGGACCUUAUGAAAACUGGACUUAUAUUAUUUUGCGCUUCUUUUAAAUAAUUACUAUCAAACAUUGAUGAAAAAUUGGAUAAACCCGACAUGUUUAGUAUUAUAGGAUUAACACUUGCUGUAGCAUGUUUAAAUGCUGGAUUUACGGACGCCUACAAACUACUAGACGGCGACGUAACAAUAGCAGGUUUGUUCGAUAUACAGUCUGAAGCUAAUGGUCAUUGUGGAGAUGUUAAUGUACCUUCUGUAAUGGUUGUGGAGGCAGUACGAAGGUACUUGACAAAAAUCAACGAAGAUGGAACUCUGCCAUUCAAACUGGGUUUGACUGAUUACAAGACAUGUGGGAAUACUGGUCUUGCAGCGCAGCAUGCUGUUGAAAUACUAUCAAGAUAUCGUCGGGCAAGGAUAACAAACUCGUCUGAAGACUUCAUAGUCGGAGUGAUUGGACCUAUGUUCAGUUCUGAAGCCCAAGUUGUAUCAUCCAUCCUUGGUUCACAGUUACCAUCUGACAGGUUUCUACAGAUAGGAUUUUCAUCUACAUCAACAGUGCUAAACGACAGAACAAAGUAUCCUAACUAUUAUAGAGUCAUUCCAGGGGAUAGCAUCCAGGUCGAUACAAUGGUUCAUCUGAUGACCUCUCUGGAAUGGAACCGUAUUGCAGUGAUAUAUGAAAAUGACACUUAUGGUCGAAUUGGUGCCGAAUCAUUAAAGGUCACUGCGCUGCGGAAUGAUAUAUGCAUCUCUCAGAUGUAUCCUAUCACCAUAGAUAGUUCAAGGCAUGUAGAUAUUGCCCAGAUUAAAUCUAUUAUUGAUAAACUUGUUGUUAAGUCACCGAGCGUGCAAGGAGCUGUUUACCUUGGCGGACAGGCAGUGGCCAGAAGUAUUUUUCAGAUUAUAAAUAAUCUUCAGUUCACUGAAGUACCUAUAUUUAUUAUGUCGGAAUCGACACAGCUGCAGUUAGAUGCUUUUCAGUCAUUAGAUGGAACAAUACUCUCGGACUCGAAAGGAACUCUUUCAGUUUCGACGCCAUAUUCUGAAGACAAUGACCUAAAAGACUACUGGAAUUCCUUAUUUACAGAUAUUGAAAAGUUAGGAAACGCAUCUUUAGGAAAUCCAUAUCUUAAAGAUGUAUUCAAAGCUUAUAGCGGAUGUAACGUCAGAGAUGACACCUGUACAGCACUGACAGACGCGCAAAUAAAUGAGAAAUCUCCAAAGCAACCUGUGUAUGUGAAAUAUGCGAUUUUUGCAGCGCAUACCUUAGUAGAAGCAUUGAGGAAAGUCUCAGAAACAAUAUGCCAAGGCAAAUGUUCUUCUGUACAAGACUUCAAGAAAAACUUCGGACCAAGUAAAGCGCUAAUGGAAAUGGACACUCUUUCUGUAACUUACAAUGGUCUAACUGUUUCAUUUACGAAGGAUUCAGCAAAUGCGCAACUUGGACAGAACCAAAAGGAGUAUGAAGUUUAUAACCUCAAGAAGGUUCAACCUAGUGGAAAGUUUGAGUUUGUCAAUGUUGGCUAUAUGUCUAACGGAGAGCUUACCCUUGACACUAACCAAAUCAAAGAUUACUAUUCCGAUGGAACAGAGAGAAGUUUUCCGAAUGUAAGGAAGGGACAGUGCCCCGUUACACAAGUUUGUACUGAAUGUAUACAUAGUGAUAUGACUGAAGUUGAUUUUCACAUACCUGGAGACUUCUAUGUCGUAGGAAUUGUGUCGAUCAACAAUCGUGCGAUCCCAGGUCCACAGGGUUGCGGGAAAGUACGAACACGACACGGAUAUCAAAUGUAUCUCACUUUAGAGUUUAGUCUAAAGGAGUUUAUGACAAGGAGUUGGUACACUCAGUUCAACACAAAGUUUGCUGGACAUACUGUAGGAAUUAUCGUUAUCAACAGCUGCAACAAUGCUUUGGAGGUAGUCCGUAAAAUCCUAAAUCUGCAUUCCAGUGGGUUAAAGUUACCGAACGGUGAAAAGCUUGAUGUAACAAAUCGUAUAUUAGGUUAUGUUGGCGGACAAUCCACAGAUGUAAGCGCACCAGCUGCCGAGCAACUUACAAAGCUUGAGUUUGUACAGAUAAGCUACUCGUCUACAAAUCCUGUCCUCAGCAACAAAGACCUGUACCCAUACUUCUUACGAAUUAUUACACCUGAUAAUGUACAAGCAAAGGCAAUGAUAGACAUUGUCAAAGAACUAGGCGGGGAAUAUAUACAGAUAGUAUACAGUGAAGGGGCAUAUGGAGAAGGUGGUCGUGAUGCCGUUGUCGCCGCCGCUGCUGAAGCCCUUAUUUGUAUAGCUCAGGAGAUUCUGGUCACGGAAAAAGAUGUAUAUUAUGAACACUAUGAAACACUCCGAAGAAAACCGCACGCUAAACUUGUGAUAGUGUUUUUACGUUCUCACGUUGUAAAAUCUUUUAUGCGUGAUAUGAAUACAGAAAUGAAACGGGGAGAAUUUCAGUUCAUCGGCUCUGAAGCUUGGGGGAAGAAUACGGACAUACUGCAAUACGAUAUCAAUAAAGGUUCCAUCACAGUAGCUGUUGAAAUGGAUAAAAAUACCUAUUUGGAAGAAUACCUUAAAGUUCAAGAACCAACACAUAACGCAUCAGACCCAUGGCUUGAAGAGUAUAUUCAAAAUAGGCAAGACUGCUACUUUGAUUGGAGCUACGACAAAAAGUUCAGCAGAAAAUGCGUGGAUAAUAUUUUACCUGUCUCAGACGUGGAUUUCGAAUCAGACCCUUGGUGCAUCUUUGUAUUCAACACAAUGAUUUCGUUUCUGAAAGGUGCUGCUACCUUCUACCAGCAGACAUGCGGGGCAUCCUCGAGCAAAGAGUUAUGUGAAGACUUUGUAUCCAACCCAAACAAUUUUGUUAAAGUGCUCAAAAAUGUCAAGAUGAACAUAUAUGGAACUGGAGACAUUUUGAUCUAUGAUAGUCGUGGAGAUGGCCUCAUGGGAUACAAAGUUUACAAUAUAAAAGAUACUGCAGACAGAACCUCGAGAACUUACACUCCGGUUGGUUCUUAUAGUCUUAAUGGUGGUCUACAAUUUGCGAAGAACGAAAUAGAUUACCCGACUGACGAAAAGACUUUGUCCACUUGUCCGAGUGAAAAAGCUUGCCAGGGAUGUCAACCUGCACCGCCUACCACAGAACCAACAGCAAAAAAAUCAUCGGAUUCGACUGUUAUAGCACUUGGGGCAGUGAUUGGAGUUUGUUGCUUGAUCAUUCUGAUAUUGAUUAUAGUUAUUAUAGUAUUCAGAAAACGUAGUAGUAAAAGGCAAACAGAUAGUACAUAUCUCACACCUACUAGUGUGCAACAAGGAAUGCAAAAGGAUAUGAUGUUUAUAGGAGGUGAAGAAAGGCAAAUUGGAGAAGGUGCGCACACUAGCGAUGGGAGUGAUUUUAACUCCUCCAUAAGUGAUGAAAAGUUUUGACAACUGAACAAUAUAAAUGUGUUGAGAUGAAAUCAGCAAGUGUACACUGGUUAUUAUAAAACAAGUUUCAUUCGGGUCUUUUUGCCUAUAUUGCACUCCAGGGUUCCCCGCCCCCUCUCUCUCCAACUCCUCUGUUCUCUACUGCCUCCUAAAAAAUUUGUUCAAAUACUUUGAAGGAAAUCACCAAUAAAUGUUUUGCAAUUUCAACCUGUAUUUUUUAAUAGAUGAGAAGGUCGCGGUGUUGCCGUAACGCGAUGAAGAUUUUACUACGACACACUGCAGAACAAACCCAAACAUCCAGUUCAGUAACAGUGCAUGCUAACGUAUGUGCUGCCAUUUACACACUUGGCAUUUAGUAGUUUGGCAUGUCAUCAAAGACUUUUGCGCGCCUCCAUCGUUUUUUCAACACUGAACAGAUACUUUCAAAGACCAAUAAAGUUUGCCUCUGAGUAAAAUAUAAUUUGAUCGUACAUACUAAGCUUACUAUUUGCUAAAAGUCCAGUGUAAAUGCAGUUUGGUACCGAGCAUUGUUAGAAAACUGAACAUGUGGUUGUGUGAUUUUCAGUGUGCCGUAAUAUAAAUCUCCAUUUCUUGUAUUGGAUACAUAAGGGAAAUACCAGUCAUUCGUUUAAACAUUAAUACUAGUGAUUUCCUUUAUUUUUCCUAUUUUUGAUGUGGUAGGAUUUCUUUGGUGGGGGAUUGGGUUGGAGAUUGGGUUGGUGCUGAGGGCGCACUAUUAGCAAAAAGACGAGCACUUGUGGUUACAUAGAAUUAGUGUCAGGCAAAUAAUAUUUUUGCCUCCGUCUCUGAAAAGAGUUCUGUAAAAGCCAUAAUUCUUUUAUUGGGAUGAAUUGGUAGUUACAUUGAAAAAGUUUUGCUGUUUUACUUUGAUUGAAAGAUAACAUUUUUUUCAAAAACAUAUUUUCAGAAACGUUACUUUAAACAACCUUAUCAAGAUCUAUGCGAAAGACGUUAGAAAGAAGAUACUUAUUUGACAUUAUAUUUUAUAUAUUUAGAGAGAGUUAUGUGUACUUAAACUUUUUAAUAUGAUAUAACCGUUCCAAAACUCUCCACGCAGAAUACAAGGGAAGAAAAAUAUCUAAAUGCGGUACAAAUAAAUCCGCAAUACAGAUAAUUAAAACGACGCCAUGCUCAUAUUUAAUUGAUUUAUUGCAACGCCUAGAUAAAAACAUGUGCUUUCGUACCAAAAACUCUUAGUUUGACGCAAUGUUCUGUUCCAGUCACUUUUUUAUGAUUUAGCUAUGCAACUCAAUCACUAUUUCAACUAAAUGGAAAGUUGACGAUCCUUCUUCUCAUUAUUUUUGUUUUGCAAAGUGAAGCUGAAAACAGAUAUGAACAGAAUUUACGUGUACAACAGAGUGUAACCUAUAAAGUGUAUUAAUUCAGUCUGGAUAUGAUUAUUGGUAUGUUGUUAUUGAAAACAUAGUCUAAAAAAGAUUGGCAUUUUUGUAGAGGUUUCGCUCAUAUAUUAUAAAAUACAUUGUUUAUUAUUUGUAAAGCUUUAUAUUACUUUUUGUAAAUAUUUUGCGACGGCAUUGAUUCAGAACUUAUUUUAUGAAUGUGAAAUCGGGUAAAACCGUUUUGUCUCAAUAUUAUAGUAUUGUUAGAUUUCUCUGUAUGUGCCUAUCACUACUAUCGUUCACUAAAUCAUCAGCACGAGUCACAUUUACAUAGUUGUAUAUAUACAUCAUGUCAGUUUAUACCACUGAUGCUGUUCAUGUACAUGUAUUUAUGUUAUAUUUGCAUUAAUUUACAUGUUGUAAACUCAUAGGCAUAUUGCCUUUUGUUUGAAUAAUCUAUCUACCUAUCUAUCUAGCUAGCAUCUCGAAAUUUUCAUUCCUCAAUGAAAUCAAAGUACUUAAAGAUGCAGAAUAAAGAUUCACUUGAACGAUUAUUUUGAAGGCAGUUGUGUUUAAAACUUCGGCGAAACGUAUUAAAUUAAAUUGUAUGGAUACAUUUUUCGUAAAUAUCAAACAAUAGUUAUUAUUGUUUUGUAUUUUGUCCUGUUUUUCAUGUUUUUAUUAAUUGAAUGUACCACUGAUUGUGAAAGUCAUAUAAUACAAAAUACAGAAAUACAGACUAUCUAAAGUACAUGAGUAUGUCUACAAUUUAACAUGGUGGAUACAGAAAUUUCCAUGACCACGAUUCUUAUUAUAGUAGAUACUUGGGAGUAAAUAUAUUCAUUUAGACUAAGUAAUAAAUGUGAAAAAAAGUC
Mercenaria mercenaria is the source of this 5761-nucleotide messenger RNA. RefSeq lists its product as uncharacterized. Gene Ontology annotation, cellular component: membrane. Lineage: Eukaryota; Metazoa; Mollusca; Bivalvia; Venerida; Veneridae. Gene Ontology annotation, biological process: G protein-coupled receptor signaling pathway. The record is from RefSeq and is a predicted model, not a curated record. The transcript has 16 exons. Gene Ontology annotation, molecular function: adenylate cyclase inhibiting G protein-coupled glutamate receptor activity. Bases 196 to 3525 code for a protein of 1109 amino acids.